UCUUGGCUGCCGAAAAUGAAGCCAUUACCCGAACAUGCCAUCUGUGUAAUAUUGCUCGCGAUUAUUUCGUUCCGUAGUGCGGUCUCAGUGACGACGAGUUUUGCCACUCAGAAUCCUAAUGGAACCGAUCAUCCGAAUGGAGUGCGGAAUAAUCGAGACAAACGGUCAAUUUUCUUCCCGUACAACAGCUGCGCGGGGAUUCUCAUAGCAAUCGCCAUUCCGUUAGGAAUUCCGGACCGCAAUAUAUUCGUGUCGUACAACUUCGAAGCGAAUUACAAUAGCCCGCAGGAGCCUAGCGUGUUUACCGAGGGGCUUUUCAAUAUCAUCCGAGGCGUGGCCCUUCCGCUGACUGCCCCAGUACUACAGAUACAUCGAGCGCUGGAUGAAAGUCCCGCGGUGGUUGCUGACUCCACGGAGCCCCCGACUGUCGACGACAAUCUACCAGCUUCCACGAAAAUUCGGCGGAACUUACCCGAAACUGUCCUCAAAAGGACGCCAAGCUUCACUCGUAAGAAAGUUUACCGUGGUAUUGUGGAGCAGUUGGAAAGAAACGGCUUCAGUGGAAAGAGAUGUUUAUUGCGAGCCAUCUGCGAAGCGGCCGAUACUCAACUGUAUGAAAACAACGGGGUGCUGGGAGAUCUGGUUCACAUCAUUCUAAGUCCAUCAGCUUCUACCGACGAGCACUUGCCUGCGGAGUUUUCGAGGGCGGAGAAAUUAGGACACGACCAAAACUGUCACAAAUAUCGGAAGCACUGUAGAGAAAGUGUUCUAGAUUUGAUAAGUUUCAUGAUGUAA
Toxorhynchites rutilus septentrionalis is the source of this 795-nucleotide messenger RNA. RefSeq lists its product as uncharacterized. The transcript has 5 exons. The coding region runs from base 16 to 795 and encodes 259 amino acids. The record is from RefSeq and is a predicted model, not a curated record. NCBI's taxonomy places the organism in Eukaryota, Metazoa, Arthropoda, Insecta, Diptera, Culicidae.